Messenger RNA from Haliotis rubra (blacklip abalone), 3855 nucleotides. Its product is annotated as histone deacetylase complex subunit SAP130-like. Gene Ontology annotation, biological process: negative regulation of transcription by RNA polymerase II. The record is from RefSeq and is a predicted model, not a curated record. Gene Ontology annotation, cellular component: Sin3-type complex. NCBI's taxonomy places the organism in Eukaryota, Metazoa, Mollusca, Gastropoda, Lepetellida, Haliotidae. The transcript is spliced from 19 exons. Bases 131 to 2983 code for a protein of 950 amino acids.
GUAUACGCUCAGCUGCCAUGCUUGGUUUACGAGCGAAAUAUCAAACUGACAAGAACAUAUACGUCCAUUUGGUCGUUAUCGUGUCCUCAUUUUUAUUCCUGUUGAGUGCUUAUGGUCAAGAAGGAAGGUGAUGAGUAGUGCUAAUUUCCCAGGUGGUGGGGGUGAAAGACGGGAGGACAAACCCGAAACCCUCCCUACAGCAGCCCCGCCCACUUUAAGUGGCACACCUGCCCACAUUCACGCUCAGCCACAUCAAGUGGACAUUAAGUUACAGACAAUUAGACCAAAGAUAAACCAGUCCGGGAGUCUAAGUCAUCCACAUCCGCAGUCACUAACAGCAAUGUUGCCCACAGGGUUAGUGAGCAAUCCCAGUGACGGGGUGCAUGGUCAUAUCGCCACCACCGCUUCAAGUGGGCUGUCGGCGGCACCGCAUGGCCAGCUGUCUGCUGCCGUAUCCAAUCUCGUUCAUCUCAGUGCUUCAGUGGCAGGUGGUGCUACUCAGUCGCUAGGCAACGCCCUCCCCUUGAACGUCAUCACGAGAAAUGUCACUCCACGACCACAGUUUGCGUCACACUUACCUAGAGGAGCAAUCGCUGCAGCAGCAUUGUCAAAGACAUCUGGCAACAUCGCUACCGCAGCCCCAGCUGUGGUGCGGCCCCCGGUUCAGAUCCCAGUGUCAUCCAGUGCUAUCCACGGUGCAGGUGUUAUCCCCACCAUACAGCCCUCUCUGGGCAGAUCACCCAUACUCUCAGCCAUCAAACAGGCCACGCCCCCCUCCACACGGUCACCCUCACCUGCUGUCAACAUUUCAACCUCACAGCAACCUGAAACUCAUCGAUCAAGCUUUGCCAUUCAUGGCCAGCCACCAGCUACAAACCCUCAAAACAUCCAGAUCACUUUGACGACAACGAGGUCGACGACGGCCAUUGAGAUUCCGAAGCCUGUGAACACCCACAGUCAACAGAAGCCUCUGAAUGUCCCCAACCCAAUGUCCAUACAAGCUCCAUCCAAAGUUAUCGUCUCACAGACAGUGAAUCCACUGCUGCCUCAUCUCGCUAAACCAGUGAGUCUGUCAAUGACAGGACACAUAUCGUCAGCCAGUGCCACGCCCCUAACCCCCGGCUCCAUCACAACUACCACAACUGUAGCAUCAACACCAUCAACAAUACCUAUAGCCAAAGUUACCCCCCAACGUCAGCAACAAACCAUCCCCCAGCCCAAUAGUGUGUCCCAGGCAACACCAGCCCAGGAUCUGAGUCGAACAGAGGCCUCAACAUCAUCAACCAGUCACCCCCACGGGCAGCCAGCAGGGGGACUUUUCAUUCCACAAGCUCAUCGUAUCCCAGCAACCACUGCACCAAUCACGACAGCAGUAGCAGCAGCACCUUCUUCAACACCGCAGCAACAGGAAAAUCGGACAGUGGGCAAUAUCCCCCAGCUGCCUCACCUGUUCUCCCAGACUGAACUGUGGCAGAGCUACCCUCUACAGUACCAGCAGCUAGUGUACCAGCAGGUGGCAGCACAGGCAGCACAAAAUCCCCUCGCUACCCCCAUUACCACCCCAGCCACAGCGCCAGUCAGACCCAGCCCUGGGACCCUCAUCUUCCCCCGACCGCAGGUGGAACAGUCAGUUCCGAGCCAGAACCCGAACCUGGCUGCGACCCUCCAGGCUCACGGGAUGACGAUGGGUCAGACCCAGACUCUGAGGUUCAACUCCAUGAUGGUGCAAGUGGACCCACGCCACCCCAUGUCCACCAUGCACCCCCAGUUUGCCACUACGGCGGCUGCGGCCGCCGCCAUCACCAGUGGGGCAUCUCUACCUCAACAGGACAGUAAACCAACAAUCUCAGCGACGCUGUGUCGGACCCCGCCCCCUGCCUCCUUGCACGACGCCAGCCACAACAUGAGUCUGUCCACUGCCGCCACAGUCGCUAGCAGCAUCUACACCAGCUCCCCAAACAUGCAGACACAGUCGUCCUCCAUCAACAACCCCAGUGCCUCACCGCGCCCUAGCAUUCUCAGAAAACGAACCAGCGAUGGUGCUGGUGUUGUUGUGAAGCGACCGAUCGGACUGAUGCCUGACAAUCACAGUCCUCGGCCAGAGCCCUCCCAGCCCCAGUCCAAUACAAGCUCACCAAAAACUCCAGCGGGUGACAACAACAGUCAGUCCUCAACAGACACUGCCUUGUCAUCCAAUGAUGCAACGACCCCCACACAAAACUCACAUCUAGACGUCAAGAUCAAGCAGGAACCACCAGAUACUAUGGAGAAUGGUCCAUCAUCGCUGAACAGCCUAGCAUCCUCUCCAGUCAGCAACUCACUGGAGGCGUCGCCCAGGAAGAAACCAAGGAAACAGUUACUGAAUGCAACAGAGGAGCUAAAGGACAACACAUCAACAGAUGAGGAAGUGGAGAAGGUCAGCGGCCAUAAAGAGAACAAGCCUAAGGAAAUCAAGAAAGAACAGAGAGAUGAAUUUAUUGAUGACGACGGAGUACGGUGGACGUCAGAGAAGAAAAGACCAAACAUUAAUCUUCUUAAUUUCUACAAUAUAACAUGGAAGCCGAAGAAUAAUCACUUUCAGAGAUUUACUGAUGUUAAGCCUAAAGAGGAAAGGCGGCCGACAGUAAAUGAGCUGUCUAACCAGAGAGGCAUUCACCAGAGAUCAAGUGGCUGGAAAUUGUACCACAUGGCAUCUCAGCUAGAAAACUUGAAUGACCUGGAGAAGGACAUGUGUGCCCGGAUCAGCCAGCUGCAGGCAGCCCUGGCGCCAAGAGCGCCUACCAAACAGGCAAUGGUGGAGGACUACGAUGGUAUCAUUCAUGAACUCUCACAGGCCAAUAUUCAGCGAUGUCAGCUGAUUGGAGAUCAGCUAGAAGAGGCAAGGUCAUCCAUGCUGAAGAUUCUCGAACACAAACCUCGCAUACAGGAAAUCAUCAACAAGCACAUGAGCAAACGACCAAUCAAAAAGAAGGAGAGGACGUAACACACAUGGUACACACAUCGAGUGUGAUACGAGACAAUAUCCAGCAAGUAUUAACCCUAUGACCACAUGACUGUCACUGCAGGUCAAAGCUGUGAGGGUUAAUUACAUAUAGCAGCACAAUGUGUGUGAUACAAGACAGUGUGUUAACCCCUCAACUCUCGACGACAAUACUGCAGGGCAAAGAAUGAGAGCGGGUUAACCGACUGAUGGCGAGUGGCAAUAUAUCAUUCAUUAUCAUCUGUCAACAAUUCUUCCAUCACCCUGUGUAAUGUCAAGUCAAAAUGAUCGUUUCCAGUGCUUGUAAAGCCACGGUGUGUUCGUUUGUUUGGUCCUGAAGAACAGGAAUCAUUCAGGAUUCUUUUAAGUCUGAUUGUUUUUCUGAGUAACUCUGAAUUGUGUUGAAUGAAAUCAGGGCCUGCUCAUGUGAUUGAAAGACAAGGUAGCUGAUGUAGUAUUUCACUACUUCUCCAUCGGAAUUUCCUGUUCGUGACUCUGGUCAGCUGGCAUCCAGUUCCACGAGAGCUUCAUAACGAAGGAAUACUAGUGCUACUUUUAAUAUUAUGGCUACAUGUGUAAAAACGGUAAAGAAGAAUUGGUUGCUUGGAACCUAGAACAUUUUUUUCAAGACUUGGAUCAUGGAUUCGCCUACUCGGCAUUUUAGCAGUGAUAAAAAUAUGACUUUAUUUUUGUUUUCGCUGACCAUUUAAGCUAUUUUUACCCGAUAUUCAUAUGUGGAUCUGUGAAGAUACAUUACAACUCCGGUAGGGAGUGUAUAGGUUAUAUAUGGACAUAAGAUGACUGGCUGAAGAAAUAGUUUGUAUUUGGUUACAGUAUCUCUUGUCCGGUAAAUAAAACAUAACAAUUAGUUGUUA